Messenger RNA from Portunus trituberculatus (swimming crab), 2317 nucleotides. RefSeq lists its product as uncharacterized. The record is from RefSeq and is a predicted model, not a curated record. The coding region runs from base 528 to 1022 and encodes 164 amino acids. The transcript has 6 exons. NCBI's taxonomy places the organism in Eukaryota, Metazoa, Arthropoda, Malacostraca, Decapoda, Portunidae.
GAUUCGCGCAAACCGUCACUUGUUUUCAUUUUGAUCUCAAACAAGAAGACAGCGGGAAUUUUUGAAGUGCUGGUUAAAUUUACAUGUUCAGGACACACUUCCUAAUAGCCAAAGUGGAGGAGGCAAGGGCAUCAAGCAGCUGAGAGUAGAAAGCAGCGGGAGACUCCUAAAACAGCACCACAAGGAGAGAAAACCAUGUCUGCUAAAAGCAAAAAGGAUUUUGUGGCAUGGUAUGGCUCAGGGUCCUGGAAUACCUACAGUCUGGAGGAAUACAGUGGGCCAGACUUCAUUACAGCCACCAGCAUUGCCAGGUCCAUGAAAGUGUUUGAGCGGCACUUCAAGAUAGACAUGGGCAUGGUGUCUGACUCACAGCUGCUGUUCUGGACGCUGGAGCUGGAGGAGCGUCGGGACACACCCGUCACUCGGUCACAGGCCAGGCUGCGCAGAAAAUUCUGAAGAAGACUUUUAGAUUUGCCAUCAGCAGUGAGGAUCAUCUGUUGUUUUGCAACAAAAUUAUCUCAGCAGACAUGCAGAGAAAACUUUCAAGAGCUCUCUCUUGUAAUUCACUGAAAAUUAUGAAGCUGAGAGGCAGUGAUCCAGUCAACCUUUUGAUGAUGUUCAAACAGUCAAAGAAACACUCACCAGACCUCCUGAAGUUAAAGCACGAGGAGCACCUGUUCAGCUUGUUAGAGAAGGUCCAGCACUGUGGACUCAUGAAAGGUAAAGACAUUACAAAUGAGAUAGCAGAGGCAGCGAAGACCACAGUAUUUCAGACCUUGGGGAGCCAGAGUGAAGCAAUACCACGUGUGAGGAAAAUCGACGUCGUCCUAAGGAAUAUGCAUCAUAAAGAUGUUUCACUACUACCCAACUUCCGGUGGUCUUAUAUUGAGGCUGAGGUGUGUGCCCCCUCUGUCUUCCACCUGUACAGAGAAGCUGGGAUGCUGAAUAUUUUAGAUGUUCCUGAGUGGUUAAACGUUCUAAGAGUCAGUGGUAAGACAGAAAUUGAAGCAAGAUUUGAAUGAUUUGUAUAAGUUAACACUAUAAGCUUUAAGAAGUAUGUAGAAAAUCUCAUUAUUCAUUUAAACAAGGCCAUAAACUUUCCAUUAAAAUUUUUAUAUUCUCGGUUUUUAUAAUUCAAUAUUUUGAGAUAAUUUUUUGUUAAUGUCACUAGAAAAUAGACAUGCUGGAAAGGAAGUGUUUCUAGACAGUUAACUGGUGUGAUGUACUAUGGUAGAGUGAUGAAAUGCUAUGAUCACUAUGUGGAAGCAGACUGGUACAGUGUGUUGUCAAGAGCAGAAUUAGGAGUGGUCAUGCAGUCUUGCCAUUGCUCAUAUUGAGUACUGUUGUGAGGCCCUGUAUUCCACUGACAUAAAGCCAUGUGUUUUCAUGCAAGAAGUAUACAUUAUGUGUCAUAUACAGAUAAAACUUCUUGACCUCCUGUCACCUGCUGCCAACUCUCACUUUAGAGUUUGCUCUUGCUGUGCUUUCAAAUCAUGUAGUUAUUUACACUGUAUGUACACACUGCACAUAAAACAGUGUAUAUCUGCCACUACACCUUCAUUGCAUUUUCUCAUCAUAUGCACUGCAUCUGUAUGUACAUACACAUCACCACUCAUGCUACUUACAGCUAGCGUCAAAAUAUCAUUGCCCAGUAGUGAGUCUUUCUGCACAGUCAGCGUGAGGGUACAGGAUACACCCAGUUCCUGCAGCACAUUGAACAAUAAAGAUAUACAGAGGGCCUGUCUAUCGUGAUAUGCAAGUCAUCAAAUGGUCUGCAGCUCUCACAACAUUCCCAUUUCCAAAAAAUUUUACAAAAUCUUGUAUAAAUUUUAAAUUUUUAGAUAAAAAUUUCUUUAUAUGAAAACAAAAUACAUCUUUAUGAUGUAAUUUUUUACAUUUAGCCUACUAUAGAAGUAGAAGUAUAGGAAGUGUCAGCAUGUUAUUUUGUUUCUCUUUGUAUAUAGUAUUUAGUAUGAGAGUCUUCUAUUUUAAUAUUGUUUAAGUUUUAAAUUCCAUAACAAGAAUAACUCAUAUUUUAUCUUGAAGUACAGUUGCAUUAUCAAAACUAAAAUAGUGAUUAUAUUUUCUUUCCUCCACCAAUGGUUUGCUGCUUGUAUUCCAUCCCUGUGACAGAUCUUACCCAUCACAGGACAAAACAUUACACUUAUUUCUCAGAUAGUUGUAUAUGUCCUUUGUCACUGAUGCACUGGGGAGAAUAACUACAGGUUUCUUUUAGUAUUGAAAAAUUUAAUCCUUACAUUAUGCAGUAUCUGUCGUCUCAUACUGUACAUACAAUAUACAUUUAUCAUGAAAUGUA